Messenger RNA from Platichthys flesus (European flounder), 2624 nucleotides. Its product is annotated as claudin-3-like. The coding region runs from base 359 to 1507 and encodes 382 amino acids. Gene Ontology annotation, molecular function: structural molecule activity. The record is from RefSeq and is a predicted model, not a curated record. Lineage: Eukaryota; Metazoa; Chordata; Actinopteri; Pleuronectiformes; Pleuronectidae. Gene Ontology annotation, biological process: cell adhesion; bicellular tight junction assembly. Gene Ontology annotation, cellular component: bicellular tight junction; plasma membrane. The transcript has 2 exons.
UGACGCCUUAAAAGCAGAAGAGCACAGGAAACCAGGAUCCGAGCACGCACGUACACGCAGGGGAGAGUCCUUAGAGGAAGCGGACUGUGAAAAAUCAACACUUCACUGGAUUCAGGAGUAGCUGCAGUAGCUACAACCUGAGGACGAGGCGCACCCAGUGGAAGGAAGGGCUGACAAAGAGGAGCUCAAAGGGCAAAAUCAACACAGCCUUCAAGUGUUUGUCGAAAAACAAAAGUGGGAAAAGGAGGCAGGGAAAUCUGAGAGCAAGAGAAAUCUAAAUUUAUAGGAGCUGAAGAGGAGAGAAAGCACAAGCAAAGGAGCUGUAGAUUCACCGAGGGGACGUUUGUCUGGGCGCAAGAUGGUGUCUUUGGGACUUGAAGUGGUCGGAGUCGCCCUGGCGGUGCUCGGCUGGGUGCUGAGUGUGGUCAGCUGUGCUCUGCCAAUGUGGAGGGUGUCCGCUUUCAUCGGCGCCAACAUCGUCACGGCCCAGGUGUACUGGGAGGGCCUGUGGAUGAGCUGCGUGUUCCAGAGCACUGGGCAGAUGCAGUGCAAGGUCUACGACUCCAUGCUGGCCCUGCCUCAGGACCUGCAGGCGGCCAGGGCGCUCACCGUCGUUGCCAUCAUCGUGGGCGUGGUGGCCCUGCUCAUCUCCGUAGUUGGAGCAAAGUGCACCAACUGCAUCGAGGACGAGGGGGUUAAAGCCAGGGUGAUGGCCGGUUCUGGGGGGGCGUUCAUCAUAGCAUCUCUGGCCCAGCUAGUGCCUGUUUCCUGGUCGGCACACACCAUCGUGGUCGAGUUCUACAGUCCGCUCAUCCUCUCUGGACAGAAGAUGGAGAUCGGAGCGGCGCUACGUCGAGCCAUCAUGUCGAUGGGCAUGGAGAUCGUGGGCAUCGCCCUAGGAACCAUUGGGUUCAUCAUCACCAUUGUGACGUGCGCCCUGCCGAUGUGGAAGGUGACGGCCUUCAUCGGCGCCAACAUCGUCACGGCUCAGACCAUCUGGGAGGGUUUGUGGAUGACCUGUGUCAUCCAGAGCACCGGCCAGAUGCAGUGCAAGAUCUACGACUCGAUGCUGGCCCUGACUUCGGACCUGCAGGCCUCCAGGGCCAUGAUCAUCAUCUCCAUCAUCCUCGGGGUGCUGGGGGUCCUGAUCUCCAUCGUCGGCGCGAAGUGCACAAACUGCAUCGAAGACGAGGCGUCCAAGUCCAAAGUGAUGAUCAUCUCUGGAAUCUUCUUCAUCCUCGGGGGCCUUCUGGUCCUCAUUCCGGUCUCCUGGUCGGCCAGCGUCAUCGUCACGAAUUUCUACAACCCCCUGAUGGUGGACGCACAGAGGAGGGAGAUGGGGGCAUCUCUCUACAUCGGCUGGGGCGCCGCCGUGCUGCUCCUGAUUGGCGGAGCGAUGCUCUGCACAAGCUGCCCGCCGAAAGAGAAGAAGUACAAGCCCCCCCGCAUGGCGUACACUGCCCCACGCACAGCCAGCGCAGGGUACGAGAGGAAAGACUAUGUUUGAACGGCUCUCAAAUGUUUGUCAAAUUGAUUUCAGAAGUAGUAAAAAAUGUUUGUUGCACAUGAGUGUUUUUUGUUUCCUUAUCUGGGACCACAAGGUGAAUCCCACAAAAGACUCCGACAUGAAGACGUAUCUACACAUAUUGAUCCUUCAGCUUUGCUUUAGGUAGACAUGUUUUUUGUUUUGAGGUGUAUCGUGCUGGAGAUGCUCUAAUGUUGAGCCUUCGGACACGAGAGCCUGGUUUCCUAUUUACUUUAUUCUUUUAAAACAUGUUGUUUCUUUACCAAUGUAAUAUUUAUACUAAAGCUUCUGUGGCAUUAUGUGAAUGUGAAAACUAUCUGCAGCUUGUGUGUGUGGCUAGGUCGUUGGUCGGCCGGUGUCGUGUUUCACUGAAACUUCCAGUUUAAGUUCUGUGUGACAAUGACGAGGAAGAGACAGCUCUCAUUUUACAUGGAUUUGCUUGUGUGAUUGCUUAGUGUGUGUGUGUGUGUGUGUGUGUGUGUGUGUGUGUGUGUGUGUGUGCAUGUGUGUCAAUGUGUGUGUGAGUGUGUGUGUUUUGCAUGUAAUAUUUGCUUAGGUGAGUUUCUGCCGAGACUGAAACUGAAGACGGGUUUGUGUUUUGGCCCAAGGAAACAACUUAAUCUUCUUCCACACACACACUGUUCCAGGUGGCCGUUUGACUUCAUGUGUUUUUUUGUUUGUAUCUGUGAGUUUGUGUAUUUACAUUUCUGUGACAAAAUGUAUUUCAAAAUGUAUUUUAUCAUCAUAUUAUUCAAGUGAGUGUCUGUGUUUCAAAUAGAUUUUUAUCGAUGUGUCUGAAUUUCAAAACUUUUAUAGCUUUUUAUAAUAUUUUAGAUUAUAGACGAUGGCCUAUACAGCCCUGUGUAGGUAAAACAAAGACAAUGUGCGUGUGUGUAUGUGUGUGUGUGUGUGUGUGUGCGUGUGUGAGAGAGAGAGACCCUGAGGGACCAUGACCACAGCUGUUGAGCUGUUGCAGGAUGUGUGUUUCCAGAUCAGCAGGAUGUGUUUUGUUUGCCUAAAGCUCCUCAAACACUGUGCCAUGAUUGUGAUUAAUUGUUUAAAGUUGUGUUUGAAUUCCAAAAUAAAUGUUGUCUCGAGA